AUGGAUUCGAUGUCAAAGUUUGAGCGUUGGGUGCUACCAAACGGCUGUCUUGCCGUGUCUACGUACGUUGUCGAUGGUGGGGGUGCCCUUGAAAUCCUUCCCAAAAAGCCUCAAGCUCAAUCGAGGCCGACCGACCAUGACGCUGCCGCGAACACGCACGCGCCCACUCGGUCCAGCGAAAUGGGUGGUACCACGCACCUCACCUCCCCCAAGAAGCGGUGUUGGGCAGACGGAUGCCUCCACUGCCUAACGCUAACGGUGAAGGGUGGCCUGCAGGUCUUGCCUGGUGCCGCUCACCCCAUUCCCUGCGGUGGAUUCUGGUUCCCCAGCCCAGCCCAGUCAUCCCAUGCCCUCGUCAGUUUCUUCUCUACCUACCUGCCGGCCUGCCUCACCCUCCCCUUGCCUUGUCUGCCUCCAACACCUCACAACCGCCGACGAGCAAACACGCUCGCUGCUGCGAAUCCCUUCGCUGCCACCAUCACCGAGCCUGCUUCCGUCCCCUCCCGUCCUCCGCUCUGCUUCGUCCCAGGCUCGAAAAAAAGUCCUUCUCUUCCCCCGUCGCCCAUCUCCCGGAUUGGCGUCCGUCUUGUCUCUCGUCGGAAGCGCAGCGUCGUCUCCCGUUCCGCUCGCAUUCCGCUCUCGCUCACGAGCCGGCCACCCGCGCUCUUGAAUCCUGUCACGCUCCUCACCCACCACCCUCACCCUCUGUCGCGCUGUCUCGUCGCCCGGGGAAAAGAGGAAAGACAAUCACGCAAGGAGAAGGAGACGAGAGGAGGAGCCAGAAUCGGCCCGACGCAGGCACAAGCUGCCAUUUCGAGAACUCCUGUGGACGAGACUGGGAUCUGGUCGAGCCCAGGUGGAACCGACAAUACCCUUUGUCGCACGCGAGACCCGCUCCAUAUGGACGCCGGUGGUCUGCACUAG
Messenger RNA from Gaeumannomyces tritici R3-111a-1, 924 nucleotides. RefSeq lists its product as hypothetical. Lineage: Eukaryota; Fungi; Ascomycota; Sordariomycetes; Magnaporthales; Magnaporthaceae. The record is from RefSeq and is a predicted model, not a curated record. The coding region runs from base 1 to 924 and encodes 307 amino acids. The transcript has 3 exons.